Mytilus californianus (California mussel) is the source of this 3564-nucleotide messenger RNA. RefSeq lists its product as uncharacterized. The transcript has 2 exons. Bases 909 to 3557 code for a protein of 882 amino acids. The record is from RefSeq and is a predicted model, not a curated record. Lineage: Eukaryota; Metazoa; Mollusca; Bivalvia; Mytilida; Mytilidae.
GUUACAAAUAGAUGCCGAUAUUUGGGCAAAAUGUGCUGAAGAUUGGUGAUUUUUUCACCAAAAGUCACCAUUUUCGGGCAGCGCAACGUUCAACGUCAUAGCAUUGUGACGUCAAAAAAUUUGAACACAACCAGUACUAGAAGCGAAGCAAUGGGCCCCUGAAUGAGAUAUUAAAAAGUGUCCCACAAGCAGGGAAAUAUUUUAGCCGAACUUACGGACUUGAUUUUUAUGAACAGAAUACUGGUAAGUUAAUCAAUAUUGGUAUCAUUAUUUUGUACAAAGACUCGCCUUUUAAAUCAUUUAUUUUUUUUCUUUGUUGUUACGUCGGUUUACACAGGUCGGAAUUUUUCUCAUGUCCAAGAAUUUGUCACAAGUACAGUUUUCACACAUUUUCCGGCACUAAUCCGUCGAAUGAGAUUAAAUUAAUUUGUUUUAUUGAAUAUUUCCUUAAUUCUAUUUACCGCUUUAAAAAGUACAAACCUUUCUUCGCAUUUUGAGCCUUGAAACAUGACAAUGCGCCCAGGUUUGCACAAAUUACAAACAAAACCGCAUGUCCAAUAAAAUGUCACAUACAUGGAACUCCGUUUUUGAAAGUUACACGUAACGUUACAGACGUUUUUUGUUGUUGAUAAUUGUCAAAAUGAUUAAUGUAUGCAUUGUAUGGCCUUUCGAGGGCCCCUGAUUUGAAUAAAUAAAUUAGUCUAUUCAGAAGCGAGAAACAAAUUCGCUCCUAAUAAUUUGAAGAUUACAUUAUCUGUGAAAAUCAAUCGGAUAUUAUUAAACUAUUCAAGAUUAUCUGCAAGUGUUUGUAUUUGUAUUUAUUUUUUGUCAUCGUAAAUCUGUCCCAAUCGUAUCUAAAAUAAUUUAUAUAAUAAAUCUUUCAUAAUUAUUUCAGUGAAAAAAAAAGGAUGUCAUCUAAGGAAGGACUUGAACGGUACAAACAAGAAAAGCUUCAAAAGCGACGAGAACAAAGGCUUGAAUCUUAUUACAGAAAUAGAAAUCUAAAGGAAAACGAGUAUGCUUUAUCAGAUGAGGCAGUACGCCAAAGACAACAUAGAGAGAAACAAGAGAAAGAACAAAUGAGACGGGUCAAAGAAACGGAGAGAAAACGGAAAUAUAGAAAGAGAAAACGUGAAGAAAAUAUCAAUGAUCAAAGGCAAAACGAGGAUUUAAAUAUGCGAAAUACUUUCGAGAAUAGAACAGAAAAACAUCGGGCAUUGAAGAAACUGAAACUGGCCCUACCAAAGAGCCCAGACAGGCGGGUGACAACCAUGGUCGCAUACUUGCAAAAUUCGAACUCGCCGACUGUGAGAAAACUGCAAUCUUCUGAAGUGAUUUCUUCGCCAGAGGAAAUAGAAGAACACAAAACAUCAAAAGCCUUGACAGAAGAUUUAAAAACAGUUAUUGACAACUGUAAGAGGAAAAGAUCGGAUGACUCUUUGAAAACGAUGAAUGUUAUUAUUUCAUCAGUAAGUGGUGAAAAAAUCAGUGACAAUAAAUGCAGAAAGAAACUGGCUAGGAAAUUGGGAUUACCGGUAAGAAGAGUUAGCCGUGGUCAUGCAAUUAGAACAAGAAUACUUAAAUCUGAAAAAUCAAGCUGGACUUACACAAAUAGAAAAACUAGAUCAGAUGUAAUAACACCUGACACGAAGAAACGUAUUUAUGAGUUCUGGUGUAAGCCUGGUAUUUCUCGUCCGACUGGUAACAAGGCAGAUAUCAAAAGGGUCCGCAUUGGUCCGAAAACUUAUUCAAGCCACAUGACACACAUACUAGAAAAAACACAGACCGAUGUGUAUUUGGACUUUAUUGGAGAAAACCCCUCUAUUAAAAUAGCUCAAAGAAUGUUCGAAAGGUGCAAACCCUACUUUGUGCGACCCGUCCGACCUAAGGAUAGACAAGCAUGUUGCUGCAAGUACCAUGUAGAAUUUAAAACUGUCUUUAAAUCGUGUAUGGAAUUCCGAAAGAAACUUUUGAUAGAAAAUGAACCGAAUGAAUGCUAUUCUACUCCUGUGUACGAUUCAAUAUCUGAUGUCGUUAAUGCAACAUUAUGCGAAAAAGUUGAUGGUUCACACAAUUUACAGUGCCUUAAAAGAAACUGUUCCGAUUGUGGAGUUAAAAUCUUAAAUUUUCUGCCUUGUGAACUUGAUGUAUCUGACACUGCUGAAUUUGUAAAGUGGGAAAAGUUUGAAAAUGUAAGCGUUAAUGUUAAAGGGAACAAAACCAUAAAGAAACUAAUGCUCGUGAAAAAAGAAAGUCAAGUUGGUGAAUUGUUUUCAUAUUUCAGAAAACUAAUUGAAACUUUUCCAGUGCAUCAGCACAGAGCUACAUGGCAAAAUGAACAAUUUCAAAAUCUUGUUAGAAAUCUCCCAGAAAAGCAAUGUGUUUGUGUGCAUGACUUUAGUGAAAAUUACAGGUGUUCCGAGCUUACUGAGAUUCAAAGUGCUUACUUUCAAAAAACCGAAGUGUCGGUCCAUGUUACUAUUCUACAUAGACAUGCAUUGCUAGAAUACGAUGGUGUUGAUAGUUCAGAAGACUUUCCUGAAAUUAUCACGGAACAAUUUUUCGUUAUAAGCCCAGACUUAGUUCAUGAUCAAUACUUUGUUCACCAAGUCCGAAAUUAUAUAGCGGAAUAUUUACAGUCGAUUUCAUAUUCAGUAGAAACAAUGCACGAGUUUACUGACGGGUGUGCAGCCCAGUAUAAGAGCAGACACUGUUUCGGAGAUAUUAGUCAAACAAGCGACGACUUUGGAUAUCAACAUUUCACAAGAAAUUUCUUCGAAACUUCCCAUGCAAAAGGACCACAAGACGCUGCUGGAGGAAUUAUUAAGAGACAAGCCGACUGUGCCAUUUUACGAGGACAGACUCAGAUAAGGACAGCAAAAGAUCUCUAUGAAUACGCGAAUUCAUUUCUAACACAACCGAGGUCACAUUGUAAGAGAAGAAUAUUCCGAUAUGCGGAAACGAUUCACCGUGACAACAGACUGUCUUUUAAGCCGGUGCCUAGCAUUCGAUCUCUUCACCAAGUAAGAGCUAGUCGUGAUUCUGCUAAAGGAUUGAUAAAUAUCAGUGAAUUGUCUUGUUUCUGUGUAAACUGUUGUCAUCACAUGUAUGACCAGUGUUCUAAUUCGAUAAAAACUGGUGGUUAUACUGAAUGGGAAAUGAAGCGAGAAUACAGAGCGGAUGCACAAGAAAAUGAAGAAAAUGAACAAGUGUCUUUGCAAGAAUUAGUUUCGGUUGGUCAAUUAGUUGCGUUAUAUACUGACGACGAUGAGGAGGAGUACUAUAUGCUGAAAGUAGAGAAAAGCAUGGAAACGUUACGCAUUGACACAACGGAUUCUUGGGGAUCUUUACUCCCUGCGGGAACACCUGUGUUUCGUGGUCUAUAUUACAACAAAACGAACUCGCCUUUUCAAUAUCGUCUUGUGAACAGGAAAGCGGUUGUACCUGCUGCGUCAGUGGUCUAUAUUUGUUCGGAAGUAACCGCAAACAAUGUCAUUCGAAUCACAGAAGAAACACAUUUAAAUGUUUUAGAAUGUAUUAAUGAAAUAAAAUGCUAGAAAUUUA